Molecule: messenger RNA, 586 nt
Organism: Baudoinia panamericana UAMH 10762
Lineage: Eukaryota; Fungi; Ascomycota; Dothideomycetes; Mycosphaerellales; Teratosphaeriaceae
Exons: 1
Coding region: 168-503 (111 amino acids)
Source: RefSeq, a predicted model, not a curated record
GCGGAGGCGGCAGUGGCGCUCGCUACCCGUGCCUUCGCGCAAUGGCAGCAUGCAGGGUCGUCGACAUUCUGUUAACGUCUAGCGAGAGCGACUGUCGUGAGGCAGGCGCAGAAGUGCACUGAGAUCACGUUAGCAUGAACAGUCCUGCGUAGGCUUACAUCCUGGCUAUGAUCCUGCACGCCUAUCUCAUUGUAAAACGGAUUGCUAUCAUAGUAGACGUACCGCCUUCGCAACAUUGCCGUCGAACACGCAGGGCAGUCUCGUCCCUGUGGGCGCUGCAGCGGUACCGUCCUCGUCCCAGUUUCACCCAUGGUAAGCAAGCAUCCCAACACGGUAGCAGCGGUAUGGUGGGUGGCAAUGAUGGUGGGCUGGGAAGCGGGGUCAUGAGAGCGAGGAGGGCGAAAGGACGUUGCGAUACCAAGGAACAAUGCGACAGCUGCGCCAUACCUACGGCCUCACGGCGCGCGUUGGGCGCGACAUCGAAUGUAGUACAAGAUGGAUAGCAUGCAGACAGAAAGACCCUCCAGCUUCCUGCGCAAGGCAGGAAGACUGAUGGGCCGGCCAGCCAGACCCGCGCAAACGCAUU